GAGAGGAAAGGUCUGUAUGUGCUUAGAAAGUUGCAGGUUUUCUGCGCGUGUUUUAUAUGGUGCCCUGCAACUCUGUUGCAUACAAGGCAAUUGAAUAAUUUUUAUACCUAGAGGGAGGGGGGUUGUAGAAGGGGCCUGGUCAAGAUUUGCUUUUUGUUUUUCUUCAUUUCCAACACAGUGUCUUUGUUUGGGGCGGGAGAAUCAAGGAGAUCUUUGUGUCACAGAUCACUAUUCCUCAAGAAUUGCAAUGGAGGCUACAGUGAGUUACUCAAAGAACAUGGAUGAUGAGUAUGAGAAAUUCAUCAGAAGAAUGAAUCCUCCAAGAGUGGUCAUUGACAAUGAAUCCUGCAAAAAUGCCACUGUUAUACAGGUGGAUAGUGCUAACAAACACGGUACACUUCUGGAGGUGGUACAAGUUCUUACUGAUCUUAACCUUAUUAUUACCAAGGCGUAUAUAUGCUCUGAUGGAGGAUGGUUCAUGGAUGUCUUCAAUGUUACUAAUCAAGAGGGGAGCAAAAUAAUGGAUGAAGCAGUUUUGGAUUAUAUUAUGAAGUCUCUUGGCCCGGAUUCUUGCUUUGCGUCGUCUAUGAGAAGAUCGGUUGGGGUUACUUCGGGAACGGACCACACCUCAAUCGAGUUGAUCGGGAGUGACAGACCCGGAUUACUAUCUGAGGUGAGUGCGGUCCUCACCAACCUAAAAUGCAACGUGGUGAACGCUGAGGUUUGGACACAUAACACCCGAGCUGCAGCCAUAAUGCAAGUAACUGAUGAGGAAACCGGGGGUGCAGUUACUGAUCCCGAGACGUUGUCUAUGAUUAAGAAGCUCUUAUGCAAUGUACUCAAGGGGAGCAACAAAUCUCGGCAUGCUAAGACGCAGAUCACUCACGGGGCUACUCACACCGAUAGAAGACUCCACCAGCUGAUGUUUGCUGACCGAGAUUAUGAACGUGCAAGUGACGAAGCGUUAAAUCAUCCCGAUAGGCCUAAUGUGAGCGUUACUAAUUGGCACGAUAGAGACUACUCGGUAGUGACAAUUCGUUGCAAGGAUAGACCAAAGCUUCUCUUUGACGUUAUCUGCACUUUAACAGACAUGGAAUAUGUCGUUUUUCAUGGCAACGUAGAUGCUGAGGGACCCGAAGCUUACCAGGAAUACUGCAUAAGACAUAUCGAUGGCUCCCCUGUAAAAUCAGAUGCAGAACGACAAAGAGUAAUCCAUUGUCUCGAAGCAGCUAUCGAAAGAAGGGUAUCCGAGGGAUUGAAGCUAGAACUUUGCACUACAGACAGAGUUGGGCUGCUAUCAAAUGUGACACGAAUAUUUCGGGAGAACAGCCUUACUGUCACUAGAGCUGAGGUUGCAACGAGAGGGGGCAAAGCUGUCAACACUUUUUAUGUGGGCGAUGCCUCAGGGUACCCGGUGGAUGCGAGGAUCAUAGAAUCCGUGAGACAAACAAUUGGACAGACUAUCCUGCAAGUGAAGGGUAACCCGGAAGAGCAAAAUCCUACUCAAGAAUCUCCAACCAGGUCCCUCUUUGGUGGCAUAUUCAAGUCCAGAUCUUUCUGCAAUUUCGGCCUAGUUAGAUCCUAUUCUUGAAACAUAAUCUUCCAUCUCUUGUAUAUUCAACCCCUCACUUUAGGUUCUGUUGCUCUUUAUCCGCCAUUUUACCCCUUGAAAGAUCAUUUUCCUGAGCUCAAAAAAGAGAACCCAAACACACAGCUAAGCUACUGAUUGUAAAUAUGCAUGAUUUCUUGCUUUUUAGCCUUUUAUAGUCAAUUGGUUUCACUUUGUUGAUCCAAUGAAGCAUUAGAAAUCUUUGUAUUG
Ipomoea nil (Japanese morning glory) is the source of this 1819-nucleotide messenger RNA. Its product is annotated as ACT domain-containing protein ACR4-like. NCBI's taxonomy places the organism in Eukaryota, Viridiplantae, Streptophyta, Magnoliopsida, Solanales, Convolvulaceae. The transcript is spliced from 8 exons. The record is from RefSeq and is a predicted model, not a curated record. The coding region runs from base 248 to 1591 and encodes 447 amino acids.